Molecule: messenger RNA, 3071 nt
Organism: Nematostella vectensis (starlet sea anemone)
Lineage: Eukaryota; Metazoa; Cnidaria; Anthozoa; Actiniaria; Edwardsiidae
Product: DNA replication licensing factor mcm4-A
Exons: 21
Coding region: 76-2691 (871 amino acids)
Biological process (GO): DNA strand elongation involved in DNA replication; mitotic DNA replication initiation; DNA replication
Cellular component (GO): MCM complex; nucleus
Molecular function (GO): ATP binding; single-stranded DNA helicase activity; single-stranded DNA binding
Source: RefSeq, a predicted model, not a curated record
CGGGGAUUGCUAUGAUCAUGUGAUAUUUUCGCGGGCUUUUUCCCAUGUGAGUAAUCGAUCGAAGCUUCGAACAACAUGUCGGAACCAUCUACACCUCGCGGGCGAAAACGCUCAAGAACUAGCACUUCAAGUCAGUCAACAAAAAGUAGCCGCAAGAGCUCAAGAAAUGCUUCCCCAGAGCGUGCGGCAGCUGCUGUUUCACCUCCUUCUCAGCGUCGGCGCAUUGAUGAGUCUUCUUCGCCACUCCCCCUAGCCCCUACCUCCCCCUCAGGGGACCAGCCUGAUCAGGAAAGAUCUCUGUUCUCCUCACCUCAGGCACGGCAUAACAUCGAGACUAGUGAGAUUGAUCUGAGUUCUCCUCUAAACUACGGAACUCCAAGCUCAAGGAUCGCAGGGACUCCUCGAGGGAGUCAUGCUGGUACACCAAUAAGAAAUCGCACAGAUAUAAGAAGUGAUCGUCGCAUGCGACAAGUCAAUGUUGGCGACCCUACAGUGCCCUCUGAGGCAACAGAUCAGCCAACAGGGCCAACCAGUGAGGCAGCCGUUGGGCCACAGCUAGUCAUUUGGGGCACAGAUGUUGUCGUCAGCGAGACCAAGGAGAAGUUUCGCAAGUUUAUCACUGAGUUUGUUGAUGAAGAACUUGAGGCGGGAGAUGAUUUUGAUCCCUCACUUCCUGUCUACAUGCAGAGGUUGGAAGAGAUCCAUGUUCUUGAGACUCCUUUCCUCAACAUUGACUGUUGUCAGUUGAAGAAGUUUGAUGCUGACCUGUACAGACAACUUGUCUGUUAUCCCCAAGAGGUUGUCCCAACGUUUGACAUGGCUAUUAACGAGAUCUUCUUUGAGAAGUACCCAGACACCACAUUGGAACACCAGAUUCAGGUGCGCACAUAUAAUGUUGACAAAACAAAGAACAUGAGAGCUCUAAACCCUGAAGAUAUUGAUACCCUUAUUACAAUUUGUGGUAUGGUGACAAGGACGUCGUCAAUUAUUCCAGAAAUGAGAGAAGCAUUUUUCAAGUGCUAUGUCUGCAAAGCCUCUUUGCGUGUGGAGAUUGACAGAGGACGUAUUGCAGAGCCGUCUAUUUGCCGGAAUUGUAACACAAACCACAGCAUGGUGCUUGUACACAACAGAUCCCAGUUUACUGACAAACAGAUCAUCAAACUCCAAGAAUCCCCAGAUGACAUGCCGCCUGGCCAAACACCACACACCAUCAUGGUCUUUGCUCACAAUGACCUGGUAGAUGCCGUCCAACCUGGUGACAGAGUUGCAGUUACAGGUAUUUACAGAGCUACGCCGAUCCGAGUGAAUCCACGUCAGAGCAAUGUCAAAGCUGUUUACAAAACAUAUGUGGAUGUCAUCCACUUUAAGAAAACCGACAAGAAAAGGCUCUAUGAGAGUGAUGUCGACAGUGCUGUAACGUUUUCUCAAGAGAGAAUUGCCCAGCUUCAUCAGCUGGCAAAGCAGCCAGAUAUCUAUGAACGACUUGCAAGGAACCUCGCUCCAAGCAUCUAUGAGAAUGAAGAUAUCAAAAAGGGAAUUCUGUUGCAACUGUUUGGCGGCACUGCCAAAGACUUCACAUCUGCAGGGCGUGGCAAAUUCAGGUCCGAAGUAAACAUCUUGUUGUGUGGUGAUCCUGGCACAAGCAAGUCCCAGCUUCUUCAGUAUGUCCACAACCUUGUCCCUCGAGGCCAGUACACGUCAGGAAAAGGGUCCUCCGCAGUUGGACUCACAGCCUAUGUCACUAGAGAUCCUGAGACGAGACAACUUGUGCUUCAAACUGGAGCUCUGGUUUUGAGUGACAAUGGUAUUUGCUGUAUUGACGAAUUUGACAAGAUGAACGACAGCACCAGAGCUGUCUUACAUGAAGUUAUGGAGCAGCAAACGCUGUCUAUUGCCAAGGCAGGUAUCAUCUGUCAACUGAAUGCUCGCACAUCGAUCCUAGCAGCAGCCAACCCUGUCAAGUCACAGUGGGAUCCCCGCCUGACGACCGUCGAGAAUAUCCAACUGCCACACACCCUCAUGUCAAGAUUUGACUUGAUAUUCCUGAUGCUUGACCCCCAAGAUGAGUUCUAUGAUCGCCGGCUGGCCAAGCAUCUGGUCUCGCUCUACCACCAGACCCAGGAAGAAGAGGAGGAAGAUUUCCUGGACAUGAGUAUACUCAAGGAUUACAUUGGUUACGCUCGCACGUACAUCAACCCCCGACUUGGAGAGGAAGCUGCCCAGUCUCUUAUCCAAGUUUACGUAGAGAUGCGCAAGGUGGGAAGCAGCCAUGGGGCCGUCACAGCCUACCCUCGUCAACUGGAGUCGCUCAUCAGACUGGCCGAGGCACACGCCAGGAUGAGAUUCUCUGAUACUGUGGAUAUUGUGGACGUCGAAGAAGCAAAACGACUUCAUAGAGAAGCUCUAAAGCAGUCUGCCACGGACCCCAAGACUGGGCUGAUCGACAUUAGUAUUCUCACUACUGGCCUGAGUGCGUCAGAUCGCAAGAGGCGCCUGGAGCUCGCCAAGUCCCUUAAGGCUCUGCUUACUUCCAAGGGCAAGGUGCCAACCGUGGAUUACCAGAAGACCUUCAGCGAGAUGCGAGAGGCCUCUGACCUGCCUGUCUCCCGCGAGCAGUUUGAUGGGGCGCUACAGAUUCUUAAGGACGAAGACUUCCUGAUUGUCACUGGGAAAUACAUCCGCCUGAUGUGAGGCCGCAUUUUCUAAAAAGACCUGUUCUACUAGCACUUAUAUCCUUCUCAGAUGAGGGUCUAUCCUGUUAUGGACACGGACAACCAUCUUAAUGCUGAAUUCCCUUCAGAUAUUGCUAUAACCGCAUGUCCCUUGAACAAGGUACGCUAAGUACUGAUGCAAUGCUUCUGUGAAUGAACAUCUCUGCGUUGUGACCUCGAGUCAAUGUUUUGGCGAAUAUCAUUGGCGCUCUGAAGGUGUUUGCAAGCACUCCCAAAGGGAAGAAGCUAAAACGUCUAGUUAUGUUAAGCCUUGUUUGUGGAAGUCUGAUAAAUUCUCAAAACCUUGGUCAUCUACAUUGUGUGGUAAUAUUUGUAAGUAAAUAUUUAUGAAAAUGUUGA